GUUUACUUCGACAGAAACACUGGUGGUUUCUCGGAAGAAGCUGUACCACGGGCAAAGAGUGCGCAACUGAAACUCGAGAACUAUUAUAAGGUUGCAGUCGAUUCAGCCAUCGAGAGAAAUGCGAGGAGGGUGGAACUCGAACGUCGUCUUCAAGGAGAGGCACUAUUGUCCGAAGAGCGCAAAAACCGGCAGCUGUUGCAACUAGGCAAGAAAGAAUCAACCUAUUUGCGGCUCAGAAGAACGAAACUGGGCUUGAGUGAUUUUAAAACAGUCAAAGUGAUCGGAAAAGGUGCCUUUGGAGAAGUUCGACUAGUUCAGAAAAUAGACACCGGGAAGAUUUAUGCGAUGAAGCUUUUGAAGAAAGAUGAAAUGCUAAAGAAAGAUCAGCUCGCCCACGUACGCGCUGAGCGAGACGUUCUCGCAGAGUCAGAUUCUCCGUGGGUUGUUCAGCUCUAUUAUUCCUUUCAAGAUUCCUCCCAUCUCUACCUUAUCAUGGAAUUUCUUCCUGGAGGCGACCUGAUGACGAUGCUCAUCAAAUAUGACACCUUCUCGGAAGAUGUCACGCGGUUUUAUCUCGCUGAAUGUGUUCUGGCCAUUGAAGCUGUCCAUAAUUUGGGCUUCAUCCAUCGGGACAUAAAACCGGACAAUAUCUUGAUUGAUAAGGAUGGUCAUGUGAAGCUCAGCGACUUUGGUCUUUCAACGGGCUUUCAUAAGCAGCACGAUUCGAAAUAUUAUCAACGAUUGUUGGAAUCAGCAAACUCUCAAACAUCUGGACACUCUGCUCAUGCUGCUCGAAACAGUGUGAUGGUCACUUCGAUCAAUCUCACAAUGACGAGUAAAGAUCAAAUCGCAACAUGGAAGGCAAAUCGCCGAAAACUUGCAUAUUCCACGGUUGGUACACCCGAUUAUAUUGCUCCUGAAAUAUUCCUGCAAAAAGGGUACGGUAACGAAUGCGAUUGGUGGUCACUUGGGGCCAUCAUGUUCGAAUGUUUGGUUGGAUACCCACCCUUCUGCUCAGAGUCUACCCACGAGACGUAUCAGAAGAUCAUGCAAUGGCAGUCCUGCCUCAUAUUUCCCGAUGAUGUUUAUCUUAGCCGAGAGGCAGAAGACUUAAUCAGGCGAUUAAUAACGUCCGCUGACAAACGGCUGCCGGUGGAGGAAAUCAAGGAGCAUCCUUUCUUUUAUGGAGUCGACUGGGAGUCCAUCCGACGGAUCGACGCGCCUUUCGUCCCGCGACUCCAGUCUGUCACGGACACGUCGUAUUUCCCGACAGACGAAUUAGAUCAAGUC
Molecule: messenger RNA, 1290 nt
Organism: Laccaria bicolor S238N-H82
Lineage: Eukaryota; Fungi; Basidiomycota; Agaricomycetes; Agaricales; Hydnangiaceae
Exons: 8
Biological process (GO): intracellular signal transduction; peptidyl-serine phosphorylation
Molecular function (GO): ATP binding; protein serine/threonine kinase activity
Source: RefSeq, a predicted model, not a curated record